Micropterus dolomieu (smallmouth bass) is the source of this 3660-nucleotide messenger RNA. RefSeq names its product cracd like a (gene cracdla). Bases 97 to 3276 code for a protein of 1059 amino acids. The record is from RefSeq and is a predicted model, not a curated record. Lineage: Eukaryota; Metazoa; Chordata; Actinopteri; Centrarchiformes; Centrarchidae. The transcript is spliced from 10 exons.
UGACACAGCUGAGACAAGACCAUUUGGAGGGGAGAGGAGGACAAAGAGGCGGAAGAGAAGCAGAAGUGCUGCUAUUAGACGUUGGGGAUCGGACCAAUGGAGUCUUUCUCUGGAGAUACAGGAGAAAGCACUGAGGACAUUCCAGGACGUAAAAAGUCCAAGCUCAAGUCUCUGAAAACUCGUCUCUUCGGGAGGAGUAAGAGAGCAGGCGUAGAGAGAAGUGCCAAACUCAGCCAGUCUGAAAGUGACAUUACGGCAGGAAAGGGACUCGGAUCAGAGGAAGAUUUGGCAUGCUCUGAGGGGAUGAUGGGAUCACGGGCAUUGUCCCAUGACAGCAUCUUUCUGGCUGAUGAGAUCCUGACAGAAGCUGAACCAGUCAGGGUCUUAUCUCAGGAAAAUGUUCAUAGCAAGGUCAAAUUUCUGCAGAUGAAGCUUCAGCAGCAGAAGAUGCAUUUGGGACCACCACCUCUGGUUCUUCCAAUCAGACGACCAGAGGAUUUGAGAAGCCGCUACGAGGAUGAAGGUUUUCCCCACAGCCCCCUUGAGAUCUUAGGAGGUGAUGUCACAACCCAGGGAGCCCUCAGCAAGACCACAUUUCAGCCACCCUCUCGUCCACUCUCACCAAUCCCCAAACCUACACUUACCAAAUCUGUGCCCCUGACUUCAUCACUCCCUUUGCCUCUUUCUGUCCCCUCCAAUACUUCUGUUGUCGAGCCCCCGCUGGACUUCAGUUCUCCGGCUCAAUUCAACCCCCUGGAUACCUCUGCUGCACGCCACCGGAUGUCCAUCAAGCCCAGAAACCAGAGGGCCAGCACCAAGAAGAGACCUGCUGCAAAUGACUCUAGGUCUCACUUACACACCCUAAACAACGUCAACAACCCUGAGUCUGUGAGAGAGGAAGAGCAAUGGCUUAGUACACAAGUGGAAGUGACACUAGAAACAGAACAAGGAGGCGUCAUCAUUCCUAUUCCAUCUCAGCUUCUUCCUUCAAAAUCCCCAGAUGUGGCAACAAUCACACAAGAAGCAACAUCCAAAUCAUCCAGCCUAACAUUUUCCCAACAGGACCAAGCUCUUCCUGGGAGAGUACCCUCUGUAACCUCCCAGGUAGUUAGAGUUAAGCCUCACAGACCAGCAGAUGUAAUGUCCAGUGAACGGCCACGCUCAUCCUUUAUACCGUCAGAACUGAAAGACAAAAGAGAAGGGGAUUUUGAGAUACAAGUGAUGUCCCAUGACAAGAGAAAUACUCUAAACAAGGCUGGAAUGACGGAAGUCUCCUCCAACCAGCUCUCCAGUGCCUUUGGCUCAGUGGUGGCGUUCAGGUCUCCCUCUGUUCACCAGCAGGUUCAAAGUGAGACAGAAAACAUAAGAGGAAUAAAGAGAGCCGCCCCAGGAUCUGGAUCCUUCCAUUUCUCCAUCACCACUGCUAAAAGCCGAGAAGGAGAAAGACCCCGAUCAGGCAGUUUUGUGGGAGUCCUGGAACAUACUGAAGCCAGGCACAGAACAGAGGAGAAACCCCUUUCAAAGAUGAGGGGAAAGGAAGAACUUAGAGACUUACAGCCUAAAGGGGGCACCUUUGCUGUGGGAAGACUUAGACAAGAGGGAGCUCUGAACAAAAGCCCAGUUCUUCCAUGGGACAGGAGGGACAGCCUCAAAAAGGUGGAGGCAGUCGCACCAACUAAAAAUAUAACCGCAGACACUUUAGAGGGGGAGGAGGUCGAGAGCAGACAGGAGGUGGUGGAGGAGGCAAUGGAAGCACAGGAGGCCGAGGAGGGAGAAGAAUCAAAGACAGCGUUUGGUAUUAAACUGCGCUCCACAUCUCAGUCGGUGAGAUUUCGGUCUGAUGCCUCUUCUAACCAUAACUCAAAGCCACCAGUGUGUGAGGGGCCAAGUGACAAACAAAAAAGACAGGAAAUAAGUGAUAAUGCCAGCUACAUGUCUAAAAUACUGUCAAACAUCUCGUGUACACCGUCAACAUCUGCAGACGUCCAACUGACUGAUCCAACCCCAUGUGGCCUCUCCCUUCCAGUUAAGAAUAAUCCGCCAUCUACUGGUGAUCCCCACAUCAUGCCAACAGAAGUCCAAACAAACUCCUCAAAACCCAAAGAGGUUGAAACUUCCCUCGCUGCACCUCAGGAGCCCAAGUCUGACCCCCAAACGUCGUCAUCUGAGGUGUCCUGGAUGAGCUUGGCAAUGGAAAAGACCAGAAGCCUCCAACAGCUUUUUACUAGUAGAUUUCCCAGAGAUUUUACAGGCGGGCAGACAGCGGCUCGACCACAAGCACAGACAACAAAUCAAACAGAUGCAACGACUGGGGCACAAACACAGACGCAGACUGUAAAAGUACAGCAAAGUGCAACACCACUAGAGGCUGCAAAUCAACCAUCAACUGAUGCAGCCAAAGCCGAAACAGUGCCAAGUAGAAGUCAAGCACAGACUUUCAAACCAUCACUAAUGGGGGUGCAACAGAAGAUGUCAACGGCAUCUCCUGUUCAGUCUAACACCUCUAGAGAAGCACAAACAUCAAAACAAAGCAAUGAACCCCAGUCACUCCCAAAUACAGCUCAGUCUACGUCUGUACAGACCAAUGCACGGACAAUCCAGUCGCCCAUGCACUCGUAUCCACAAACAGAGAUUUCAUCUCAGUUUGCACAAGGGAGUGUCACACAGUCUCUUGCACAGUCUUACCUUUCCUCGGGCCAGCAGCAGCCCCCCUGGAGCAAUCGAGGUCUUCACCCCACCAACCAGCUCAAAUCCACAACUUCCGUUUCUAGCCCCUCAUCAGCCACAGCUCCUCCUCCAGUUUCUGCCUUGGGAAGAGGGGAAAGAGAGGCCAUCAUGCAGGAAAAAGAGGGUGCAUCACUGUCAGGAAGACGGGCAGUCUGGGCCGGGUCAAUAAGCGAGAAGGCAGCUUUUUUGGAGAAACGGGCGGAGUGGACCACUCCACCUGGAACCAAGGGGGUGGAAUUGAAGAAAGCUCAAACAGAAGCGCAUACAUCCGGUGAAUCGCCUGCCUCAGCCAAAACCACACCUCUAAGCAAAGACACAAAACCAGAGGGAAGACAAGGAGUAAAACCUGCAGAGUCAAGUCCCUACAAAGUGCCAGACAGGCCUCGUGAGGACAAAUGGCUGCGGAAAAAUGUGACAUCAUCUUCAUCGCCCUCAUCGUCACCUACAAUGCCAUCACCGUUGCAGUCCAUGUCUGACAGCAGCCAGCCGUCCUGGAUGGAACUAGCAAAAAGAAAAUCAAUGGCCUGGAGUGAUAAGUCCAUGGACUGAGAGGGAAAACAGACAGACAGACAGUGUUGACACAACAAUAUGAACAUGCAACAGACAAAUGCAGACACAUUAUGUUGUCGCGUCUGUCAGAAAGGUGUUGAUUCAACUCUGUUGAGGCUGUUCUGUUUGUGUAUUGAUUUGUAAAGUUUUGUUAUAUUGAGAGACCAACAGAAAGAAAGAGAGAGAGUAUAUAUAUCUAAAAGGCCCAAAUGAAUUGUAAUCCCUCUGCACUACGAGCACUUCAAGAUAAGUGUUAUUUCUGAAUAAUGUUUUAUUUGAUUCACCGUGUCACUGCUGUUAAUAGUUUGCUAAAUAAUACACUUUCUAAUGUUGAGUUUUUGUGUCAUUUGUGCCUUAAUGUAAGAUGGCUAAGGAGAAGAUAUU